GGUUCGCUAUUGCUAUCAGCCAUGGUCAGUCCUCUAGUCUUCGCUUUUCUGUUCUGUUUGGCCGCCGUUGGCCUGGUCGCCGCCGAGAAGUCUGAUUUCUGUUUGAGUGAAAUCGUGAGAUCGGACGAGCGCAUCCGUUCCCAUGGCUAUCCUGCCGAGUCCCAUGAAGUCAUCACCGAGGAUGGCUAUGAGCUGACGCUCUUCCGCAUCCCGUACUCCCACAAGCUGAAGAACCAGAACGAGAAGCGUCCUCCUGUGCUCCUCCAGCACGGUUUGUUCAGCAAUUCGGACUGUUUCCUGUGCUCUGGACCGGACAACUCCCUGGCCUACCUGCUGGCCGAUGCGGGCUACGAUGUGUGGCUGGGCAAUGCCCGUGGCAACAUUUACUCGCGGGCCAAUGGUCAGAUCUCCCUGAACAGCCACAAGUUCUGGCACUUUGACUGGCACGAGAUUGGCACCAUUGACAUUGCCGCCAUGAUCGACUACAUCAUCGAGGAGACCGAUUUCCCCAAGGUGCACUACGCCGGACACUCCCAGGGCACCACCGUGUAUAUAGUGCUGCUCUCCGAGCGCCCCGAGUACAACGACAAGAUCGCCACGGGCCAUAUGUUGGCUCCUUGUGCCUUCUUCGAGCACGGCACUUCGUUUGUGUUCAACGCAUUGGGACCCUUGGUGGGCAGCCCUGGUGGCAUUUGGAACCAACUGUUGGUGGACACCGAGCUGAUACCGCACAACAAUCUGGUCAAUCGUUUGGUGGACAAUGGCUGCCAUCUGUCCGACUCAAUCUGCAAGAAUGCCUUCAUUAUGUUCGCCAACGGUGGCUACGAGAAUGCCAAUGCUAGCUCCAUGCAAGUGCUGAUUGAAACCCAUCCGGCUGGCUCCUCCAGCAAUCAGGGCAUCCAUUACUUGCAGCUGUGGCAAUCGCACGAGUUCCGUCAGUACGAUUGGGGCACGAAGAAGAACAUCGAAACCUAUGGCCAGGCGCUGCCACCAGCAUACGAUCUGAGCAAGAUCACUGCCCAAACACACUCCUACUCGAGCCACAACGAUGCGCUGUGCGGGCCCAAGGAUGUGGACACGCUGGUCUCCAGGUUCACCCACCUGACGGAGGAUUAUCGUGUGCCCGUGCAGAGCUUCAACCACUUGGACUUUAUCAUUGCCAAGAACAUGAAGGAGCAGGUCAACGAUCCGAUCAUUGAGCGCAUCAACAAGUACGAGGGUCGCUAGACCCAAGCGCCCAAAAAUAAUAAAAAGCAAAUGCAAUUU
This is a messenger RNA of Drosophila subobscura, 1266 nucleotides long. RefSeq names its product lipase 3. The record is from RefSeq and is a predicted model, not a curated record. Bases 22 to 1227 code for a protein of 401 amino acids. Gene Ontology annotation, molecular function: hydrolase activity, acting on ester bonds. Lineage: Eukaryota; Metazoa; Arthropoda; Insecta; Diptera; Drosophilidae. Gene Ontology annotation, biological process: lipid metabolic process. The transcript has 2 exons.